AUGCAUUCCAACACUGCUUUCAUCGCCCUUUCCGCCCUCGCUGCUCUCGUCCCAUCUGCCCUUGCAGGUGAAAAAGUUGGUGCAGCCAACAUCCAGAAUGCCUGUGGGAAAGACGUCUACGUCUGGUCAGUCGCCGACUCGGCUGGAGAGAAGAUGAUCACCCUUAAGGACGGCGAGACCCACACCGAGACCUACCGUCCCAACAGCAACGGUGGUGGCAUCUCCAUCAAGAUGAGCACCGAUCAAAACCACAAGGAUAUUUCGCAGUUUGAGUACACUCUGAAGGAGCCUCAAAUCUUCUACGAUCUAUCCAACAUUGACGGUUACCCAUUCGCGGAGGGUGGCAUCAGUGUCCACCCAACCGACUCCAGCUGUCCCGCAGUCAUUUGCGAGGGUGGCAUCAAGCAGUGCAAGGAGGCCUAUAACCAGCCAAAGGAUGACCAUGCCACUCAUGGUUGCCCUCAGGAAUCUGACCUCAACGUUGUGCUCUGUGCUGGUGGUGGCUCUGCCGGCCCAAAGAAGAUGUUCAAGCCAGUGGAGAAGGCUGCCAACCGCCCUCGCCACCCCCAUGCUCGCCCAGAGUAA
This is a messenger RNA of Arthroderma uncinatum, 585 nucleotides long. RefSeq lists its product as uncharacterized. Bases 1 to 585 code for a protein of 194 amino acids. NCBI's taxonomy places the organism in Eukaryota, Fungi, Ascomycota, Eurotiomycetes, Onygenales, Arthrodermataceae. The transcript has a single exon. The record is from RefSeq and is a predicted model, not a curated record.